Molecule: messenger RNA, 1959 nt
Organism: Tetrahymena thermophila SB210
Lineage: Eukaryota; Ciliophora; Oligohymenophorea; Hymenostomatida; Tetrahymenidae
Exons: 1
Source: RefSeq, a predicted model, not a curated record
AUGGAUUAAAUAUAGUAAGCGCAAAUAAAAUGCUCAAAUCAUACCGACAAGUAAGCAACUCAUUUAUUUGUCUCUCCUCCAUUUAGCUUUAUAACAGUUUUUACUUGCGAUAUAUGUGCUAUAUCAGAUGAGUAUUAAACUUUUACUAAAUUUGCAUUAAGCGUAAUAAUGGAAGAAAAAAAAGAUUAUAUCAUUAAAGGUUUGCCAUACCUUUCAGAACCUGACUCUUUAAAAUAAUUUGCUGAAAAAGUCAAACAACUAAAGUCUGAUCAAUCUGCUAGAUAAGAAUAUUAUAAAUCAAUAGAAGAUCUUAUUCAUAGCUACACAAAUGACUUAAUUGAAGCGAUGUAAGAAAUAAAAAAGAUUUAUUUAUCAAAAUAAGAUCUAUUUGAACCAAGUGAAUUUUAUGAUUUUUACUUUUAAAUAUCACAAAGAGAAAAACUUAAAAAUAUAAUUUAAAAUACAAACGAUUAGUAAAACUUUAACCUUUUUAACUUUUUCUUCCAACUUCAUUCUUAACAAUACUCUAACUAAUAAAUUCUUAAGCAAAAACUGGAAAUACUAAAUAAAAUUUCAUAGAAAAAGGAUAUAAAUCUUUUAAAAAAGGAGUUAUAAUAAAUUGUUAAUGGAGUAAAGAAUUUAGCUGAUAGAUUAAAAACAGAUCUCUAAGUCGAUAAUAUUUCUCAAAACAAUAUUUAAUAAAAAAAUCAAAAUAAUUAAAUUAUUGUGUAGCAAGAAGAAUCGAAAUAAGAUAACAGUGAGAAUUUAAAUAUCAUAAAUAUAAUUGAUAACAAUACAAAAUAAACAGUAAACUAAAAUAUUAUAGAUAAGAAUAACAAUGUUUAAUAGCAGUUACUAAAUUACAUUUCUGUUAAUGAUAAUCUAAAUCAGAACUAUAAUAAUAUAAUUAAUAAAAAUUAAAAUAUUUAUUAUAAUGAUAAUAACUUUUAAGUAGAAAAUAAACUAAAUUUUUUGUGUUAAUUUGAUAAUCAAAAAGAAAACAAUAAUCAUUAACCUUAACCAAUAUAAUUUAAACGAUAUAUCUAAACAGAAAAUAUAAAUAACGAAUAAAAUACAUACUUACUUUAAGAAAUGGUUUUUAGAAGGCCCUUGUAAACUGCAAAUAAUGGUGAAUUAUAAAAAAAUAACAACUAUACUUACAGAAAUAAAUCUAUGAAUCAUUAAGAACCAGUUUAAUGUUAAUUUGCAAAAGUUAUAUCAAAGAAUAAAAAUAAUACUAAUUAAUAAAUGCCUAACUAAGUUAAUUAAUUCAGAUAAGAUCAAAUGUUAUAGAUCAACUAGAACAAUUAAGACAAAAUUAACAAAAAUAAUAACCACUAACAUAAGAAUAAUACAUAAUAAUUUAAACAAACAAUUAUUUAAUAAAGAGAAGAAAUAAUUGAGAAAAAAGAAAGCAAUGGUAAAAAAAUUUUUUUAAAUACUCAACAAAAAAUUUUAUAAGAUAUAAUAAAAAUGUCCCUCAUAGCUUACAAGCAAAACUACCUGGGGAAAUUAGUUCUAGGGGAAAAAUAUAAAAUCCUAUCUUAAAUUAAAGAAGAAGAGAUAUAAAUUGGAGCUAUUGAUUGUAUUAUAAAUAAAGAUAUGAUUAACUAAAAAAUAAAAAUCAUAUUUCAAUUUUAAAAAACUAGCAUGUUUUAAGCAAUUGGUUUAAUCAACCAAGAACUCCUUUUAAAACAAAAAAAUAGAGUUUCAUUUCUAGAAGAUUGCUAAUAAUAAAAUUUAAUAUCGAACAAAGGGUUAUGUGCUUUAAAAUAAGAAUUUGUAGAAUUUUAAUUUGAAUCGAAUUAAACUAUAGAAAUUACUUUUAAGGAGAAUGAAAUAAAAUUUUAUAAUAGAACAACAAAAAAAGGUUAUAACUAGAAAUUUUCAUUCUAAGAAAAAACAAUUUACCGACUAGGUUUUAUAUUAUCUGGUUAAUCUUAAUUAUAAAUUAUUUGA